AUGUUCAGCCAGGAAGUCACUCGUCUUCGAGCAGAAUAUCAGCCGAAGCGACAGAAGUCUAACGCCUUCCCUCCUGCGGGACGGCCCAUCCUGGACAUGGAGCUUGUGCCUGGCGAUAAACCGGCCGUUGGAAUCUGGUACGAAGACGGCACGCAACUGGGCCAAUAUGUUCGCCUCUUUGAUCUACUAGGGACACUGUCAGAUGAUAUUCUUCGCCUUAAGCGCCCCCUACCGGCGGUGAACGGUCACUACGAAAUCGAAGGAGACACCAUCCGCAGUCUCGACAAAUGUCCCAACCAUCCUACAGAACAUGAAGACGACUUUGAGUAUGUUUCCGACCUCACUGCUAAGCUGCCGCUUAUCGAUGUCGACUCCUCGCAUUUCACCUAG
This is a messenger RNA of Chaetomium strumarium, 390 nucleotides long. RefSeq lists its product as uncharacterized. Lineage: Eukaryota; Fungi; Ascomycota; Sordariomycetes; Sordariales; Chaetomiaceae. The coding region runs from base 1 to 390 and encodes 129 amino acids. The transcript has a single exon. The record is from RefSeq and is a predicted model, not a curated record.